GAAGGUGGUGGUAGCGCGAGAAAUCGAAGCGCACUCGGACAAUUCUAGAAUUAUCGGCUGCGGACGUUGCCCUCAACACGCGACCGUCGUCCCGUGGUGCUCUAACGAGGCCGAUCAUUAAAUUCGGAGAGAAUCCCGCACGAGAACGCCAACGCAACGAAACGCGACAGAACGCCACGCAACGCGGCUGUUCGUGCGCGAAGGUGCGCGCAGAUCGUUUCACCAACCGUCGGAUCGGAAGUCGCCGAUGUGCCAAGCUCGUGGCGACCAAUUCGUAAACCUCUUCGCAAGAUCCUCGACAGAUCGGGAGAUCCGAUCGACCGGCCGAGGGGAACGCUCGACUCGGCUUGCUCGCGUUGCUGACGAGAGAAAGUGCACGAACCGGAAGUGUCAUCGAGCGAGAUUAUUCAGCGCCACAAUUCUGCCGUUCUCUCUCUUCCUCUCUUUCCGUAUCUGAUAUUCCGCAUCUUUCUCUUUCCUUUUGUCAUUACCUUUCGCCAAUAUCCAACCGCUACGCUACGUGCAUCUAGCAGGAUUUCACGGUUAUAAACGCGGUAUCGAGACCUCUGCACAUCGUCGACGUUGUCGCCGAGGACCAACGGGUCCGCUACGGCAAUGUGAAAAACCCCACACCGCCGCCGGCUCUGAUCUCGUAACACUGCCAAUUGAAAAAGAAAAACAAAAUUCGACUGACCGAUCGAAAACCCAUCGCCUUGCCUGCCUCGCGAUCUCUUCGCUUCAUCCCCGCGCGGGAGCUCGACCACGGCCAAAGUCACACGCGGAUCCUUUCCGGGUCGGGCAUGCGCUUCGGCCGCGCGUCCUCGGAACGCCACGAGAGUCCACCGAAGAGGACCGGAAGAGAUCACGGCGGCGAAGCCCACGAUUACACUGCCGUUGCCUUCUGAGCGCGCUCGGAAACUCCAAUUUAACGAGACACUGCCACAAUAUUCAGACAAAAAGAGAAUAAGACAACAAGAGAGGCACGCACGAGGAAAGCCAGCUGUGUCGACCGAUUCGAGGCAUAUUGAAAGAGAGAGUGAGACUAAUAGACUACAUUGCAAUUGAAAUUUCCGCGAUUAAAACGAGAUCGAUCCACGAUAUCGCAGCAAACGAAUUUCAUCGUCAUAUUCCUCCGUUGGACGAUAUGUUCAGGGGGGCUUGGUUUCGGAGAACGAAGGUCUACGAGAGAAUUCAACGCACACAGGAUUCGAUAACCGUGCGCCGAUAGAUCAGCGCGACUUCCUGUUAAACAAGUCGCGCGCGCGAGUAGAAGAAGAAGAAGGGGAGCGGGCGACCGUGUUAUCUAACAGUUGCACGGUUGCAAUCUAACGGUUGCAAUCAGCAUUUCGGAGCACUCAUGCGUACACGCAUGUGAACGAGGAGGGUCGUCAACGAACGCAAGCUUAAUCGCCAAAAAGAGAGCGGCGGAAGAAAGAAAAGUAGAGAAAAGGGACGGUCGCGGAUGGCGAGAGUCGUCGAUCUUCGACGAUUGGCGUGUCAGUCGAGGAUUUCGUCGCAUUCACUAGGAGACCCGAGUAAUUGAGAUGUUUCCGCGCGAGUGACUGAAAAUAAGAACGAUCUUGAACGGUCCUCAAGGAGCACUUGAAGACAGGUCUUGCGGAGGGGUGGCGUGACUGAUCGUGCAAUGUUUGUUGUUCUAUUGGAAACCGCGUGAGAAUGGCAGAUAACGAUAUUUAACGAUGAAUCAGAAUUGUUAUCUGUAUGAGUAGACUUGAUAGUGAUUUAGGGGGCAGUGAUCGAGCGUAUGGUUGACGAGUUUUCGUGUUUCAAGUUCCGUGUUUAAAGUCAUUAUAUCCGCUGAGUGCUCUUUCUGAGUAUUGUUUCGAAGUCGCGGCGACGAUCUUCGACCCCGUUGGUAGGUCGUUAUCGUGAUUUACACAACGAGAGCACCGAAAAAUCGCGAGUGUACAGAAUAACGACGGAAGCAUUGGAAGCGGUCAACAUCGCAGAAGAAAGUUAUAUCGAGAUAUACCGCGGAAUCCCGAUCGGGGAUUGACGUCGACCCUUGCGAAAGCAGUUUGCUCGGAAACGAGGAAAUCGCAUACGAAUAGACUGGCCACGAAAUCGAAAAGACGAUCAUGAUGUCUUUUUGUUAUUAUUCUGUCACGAGAUAAUUGUCUCGACCGAAAUCUACUGCACUGUUAGGACGUGUCGUCCGGCGUGUUAUCCGUUCCACUGCCUUUCCGUCUAGAUGAGACGAGAUCGUCCCGAAGCCGUCUGAAGCAAAGAGCAAAAGAGAAUAUAAAAACCAUAUAUAAAUUAUUUAUAGAUUACUUAUAGAUCUCAACAGAGAGAGAGAGAGAGAGAGAAAGAAAAGGAGAGCCUCUACAAAACACUCGUUCAGCGCGAUCAACGUGCGUUCGUCGUUUGUCGUUCGCGCGCUUGCAACUUCGCACAGUACGUAAUAUAACGCUUCAUCGCUUCUACGCGUUCAAGAGUACAGUAUCCCGCGUUAAUUGCGCAUUCCGAGGCGCGAAUAGUUUUUAACACGAUCAGCAAUCGGACUCGACGCGGUGGCCGCCACGUCGAGGAUCGCGUUCCCAACGUCUCGGUGGAACCGACGUACUCAGGGUGGUGCAUGGCGCCGGAAGUGUCGGGCCGAUGAGGAACAAGUGCGCGUGCAAGUGCCUGAGAAAACGGACCAGACGGCGAGGUCGCGUGAAUUUUUCGUCGUCUUCUUCGCGUAGUGCGUAGUCGAGCGGGAGACGUCUGUCCUCUCCCGUGCGUGUGUAUUGUGCGUGCGCCGCUAGAACGCUGACACGAAAACGCGAAGCGAGGAAGUCGAUUACUGCCCUCGGCGAUCGUCCUCGUCGGUAUACCGACAUCGCCACGGUGGUCCACGUGGUCACCGCGACGACCCACCUGUCGUUGGUGCAGUUUCGAGAAGAACCGCGGCCCGCAACUACGAUUUUCACACCUUGGAUGUCCUAAGCGGAAAAAGAUGAAUUAUGACCCUUACGCGCAGCCCGUGUGAGCUAGACAACAUGAGCUUGUUUCAAAACCUCAAGUUGAAAAGGGGAAAGGUCGACUCCCGAUGUAGUAGCGACGACUCCCCGGUAUCCCUCGGAUCAGAAGGCUCGCCACUCGGGAACCAGCCGGCGGACGCACCUUCACCCAUAAACUUUCCUGCUCCAGGGGAGAGCAUGGCGGACACUUCGACCCUGUCGCCGGAGGCGAACACGCCGAGCUCGCCGGGCUGCCCCGGGGUCACGGUGAAAAGCGAGUACCUGCUGGGCAGCCCGAGUCCCGGGACACCGCGAGGAGACUCUCUCCGUGGUGGUGCUGGCAGCGGCGGAGGAAGCAGCCAGGAAGGCCGCGACGCGACGUGCCCGGACCGUGCAUCGCCCGACUCGGUCUUCCCAGACGCCAGCCCCAUGGUGAGCUUCAGGGUGGUCGACGAGCCGCAGCAGCAACAUCACCAUCAGCAACCACCACCGUCACAGCAGCAACGUUCCGCCACUCCCGCGCCAACCAGAUCGUCGCCCUACUCUCCGGUCCAAGCGGUCUCGUCGACUCCGAUGGGCCAAGAAGCCACCUCGAGGAGCGAUAGUCCGGAUAAGGGCGACUUGUCGUCCGCGCAAACCAAGGACCAAGAGUCCGACAACUCGGUGUUUGACGGAGGUGGAGGCGGCGGCGGCAAUGCCGGUAGCGGUCGUACGGAAGCCCCCAGCCAGCCUAGUCACCGAAAUAGCCCGUCGUCACAGUUCAACCCGAGCCAGAGCGUCAGUCCGGGCGGUGGGACCGCGCACGGGCCGCAGCAGCAAACGCCGCAGACCUCGCCGACGCCGGCGAGGCCGCGGGCACCCUCGGUACCGCCGCACCUGUUGGCGCACCAUCAUCAGUUCUGGUCGCAGAACACCGGCGUGCAGGGAUUCGCCACGCAGAGGCUACUCAACGGCGUCAUCAGCAGCGUCGGCUACGGCCAGAACGCCACCGCCGUCUCCACGAGUGGCGGCACCAGCACCAGCGGAAGCGCCAGUUGCGUCUCCACUGGUGCCACCACCACAGGGACUUCGUGCGAAGGGAUGAAACCACCGGCGCAGAGAGCAGCGCCGGCACCACCGCGGCCCCCGCCCACAGUGAUAAUGGGUGAGAUCGGCGGCGUCCGGACGAUGAUAUGGUCGGCGCCGUUGGACCCGGUACCGCCGCCUGCGGCGUCGUGGACGACGACCGCGGCGGCGGCGGCAUCGUGCUCCUCAUCGGAGGAGUCUGCCGCCCAACUGCUGCUGAACCUCGGUCAAGAGUCCAGGGGCAAACCGCCCACUUCGUCGGUGUCAUACUCGUCCGGACCACCACUCAAUAUGGAGAGGCUAUGGGCCGGCGAUCUCACACAACUGCCGGCCGCUCAACAGAUGCAGGCGCUGAAUCUGACCGCCUCCGGUUCCGGCCAGCCGUGGGUGAGCAACGGCGGGGUCGUCAAAUCCGAGGCGGCCUCGCAAUCUAUAUCGAUAGCGCCGCCGGCGCCGCCGUUGCCACCCCAAGAACACGAGGAGGACGAGACGCCUAUGAUUUGCAUGAUCUGCGAAGACAAGGCGACCGGCCUGCACUACGGUAUCAUCACGUGUGAAGGGUGCAAAGGGUUCUUCAAGAGAACUGUACAAAAUAGGAGGGUAUACACGUGUGUGGCGGAGGGCGGUUGCGAGAUCACGAAAGCGCAAAGGAACAGAUGUCAAUACUGCCGAUUCAAGAAAUGCAUCGAACAGGGUAUGGUCCUGCAGGCAGUUCGGGAAGACCGGAUGCCUGGGGGUAGAAAUUCUGGUGCAGUGUACAACCUCUACAAGGUGAAGUACAAGAAGCACAAAAAGAGCAACAAGGCGGGCGGCGUCGGUAGUAGUAUAGGGGGCGGUAUGGGUGGCGGCGGCAACGUCGGCGGUGUAAACGGGUCGGGUUCUUUGGGUGGCAGUAAGGGCACCAUGGGCUCGACCAUGUUGGAUAAACACAUGGCCGCGGCCGCUGCGGCUCAUCACAGUCAGCAGCAGCAGCAGCAUGCGCAGCUUGCCGGCAGCUUCCUUCAUCACCAUAAAAUCACGUCGGGCGACCCGCUCAACUCACAACCCACCCCGAGCCACCCGAGUCACCCCGCGCACACGGGCCACCUCGUCAACGGGACGAUCCUGAAGACAGCGCUCACCAAUCCCUCCGAAGUGGUGCAUUUACGGCCAAGGCUAGACAAUGCAGUAAGCAGUUCGAGGGAUCGAGCCUUUCCUCUGGACGCGACCCUAACCAUGAUCCAAACCCUCAUAGACUGCGACGAGUUUCAAGAUAUCGCCACAUUGAGGAACUUGGACGAGCUGCUGGACCAUAACUCAGACUUAAGUGAGAAGCUGUGUCAGAUAGGAGACAGCAUAGUGUACAAGUUGGUGCAGUGGACCAAAAGGUUACCGUUUUACCUUGAGCUACCGGUUGAAGUUCAUACGAGGUUGCUCACUCACAAGUGGCAUGAACUCCUCGUACUGACCACCUCCGCCUACCAAGCGAUGCAUGGUCAACACAGGUUCACCAGUGUCGGUACCGACGAAACGGGUGCGGAGUUUAUGCAGGAAGUAUCGAACAACAUGUAUACGUUGCAAACGUGCCUAACCAGCAUGAUGGGUCGGUCUAUAACCAUGGACCAAUUACGGCAAGACGUAGGGGUCAUGGUGGAAAAGAUCACGUACGUCACGUUAAUGUUCAGGCGGGUGAGGCUACGGAUGGAGGAAUACGUCUGUCUAAAAGUAAUCACUAUGCUCUCACAAGAUGUGAAAUCACGAGGAGGUACAACGGAAUUAGAACAGAUACAAGAACGAUAUAUGAACUGUCUGCGAAGUUAUGUCGAACACAGCGCACCUCAACAGCCGACUCGAUUUCACGAGCUUCUCAUCAGAUUGCCGGAGGUACAAUCGGCGGCGGCUCUUCUACUCGAGAGUAAAAUGUUCUACGUUCCUUUCCUAUUGAACUCAGCAAUUCAAAGAUAGUAAUUAAACAAAGUGACGAUAAACGAAGCUGAAUACCUAUAUACAUACUAUACAUAUAUAUAAAUAUAUACGUACAGAAAAAGAGUAAGAGAACCGAACAAACAGACAACAACAAACGACAAACGAACCGAGAAAAAUAGAGCCCGUGGAAAAAUAAGAGAGAAAAAAAGAGAGUGGGGACUCGAGCCGAAUGGGAAAGGCUUUGUUUGUGAGGGCGGAAAAGGAAAGGAGGAAUCGUUCAGGCGGGCGAAGAAUUAAAAGGAACAAAAAGAGCACAUCGUGGACGAUAGAAAGUAACCACGUCAGGACAGCGAAAGCCGAAGAGAAGGAAAAUAAGAGAGAGGGAGGAAGGAAGAAAGAAAGAGAGAGAAAG
Molecule: messenger RNA, 6348 nt
Organism: Dinoponera quadriceps
Lineage: Eukaryota; Metazoa; Arthropoda; Insecta; Hymenoptera; Formicidae
Gene: Hr4
Product: hormone receptor 4
Exons: 13
Coding region: 2970-5975 (1001 amino acids)
Biological process (GO): regulation of DNA-templated transcription
Molecular function (GO): sequence-specific DNA binding; DNA-binding transcription factor activity; zinc ion binding
Source: RefSeq, a predicted model, not a curated record